AUGGCGGAAGCUGACGAUCCCCACGUUCUUGACCUCUCUAGCUGUGGACUCAAAAAGUUGGAGAAGAGGGAUGGGGUUGGAGUGCACAAACUCGUACUGGACCACAAUGAGCUUACAAAGUUGGAGAAUGUCGACUGCUUCAUCGACGUUCAGAAGCUGUCCGCGACCAACAACCAAAUUACAAGGAUGUAUUCCGUAGGACGGUUAUCACAGCUUGCUAGUUUGGAUCUCUCCAAUAACCUCAUUGUUGGUAUUGAAGGGUUAAAAGACUUGAAGCAUCUUGUCUGGACCAGUUUGUCAAACAACAAGAUCAAGAGCUUGCAGAACAUUCAGUACUCGACCACGCUCGUUUAUCUCGACCUUUCAAACAAUUCCAUUCCGUCGUUGAUCGACUUGACCUCGUUGACGAGGUUGAAGACCCUUCUGCUGAAGAAAAACGAAAUCACGACACUGCAGAAAGCACAGGCUUAUCUUCCCAGCGGGCUCUGCGUCUUCUCCGUUGCAGAAAACAAGAUCACCGACCUGACUGAGGUGUCAUUCCUCUCUCACCUUUCAUCGUUGGAGAGCUUUUCCAUCAGCGGAAACCCGUGCGUCACCUUGACCGGUGGCAUUGUUGGUUUUGACUACCGUCCGUACGUGAUCAACUGGUGCUUGGGGCUGCGAGUCCUCGACGACUUCGUGGUCACCCAGCGGGAGAGCUUGAAAGCAGAGUGGCUGUACAGCCAAGGAAAGGGACGUUGCUUCCACCUGGGAGACCACCUUGCUCUGGUGGAAUACCUGUCCCAGGUCUGUCCCAUGACCACGGCUGACCAGCUGGAGUCUGAAGACGAAGAGCGCAUCUCCCGCGUGUUGAGGAUGCAGCGUCAACAUCGAGAGCAACUGUUACACGAGAUGUCGCCCGGAGCUACAGCGCAUCAACAGGCAGACAACAACAACAGCAUCCAAGGAAACAGGCAUCCAAAGCACACACCAUCCGGAAAUCGAAGACCUACUACUACGAUACCAAGAAGCGCUGUUGGACGAUUGCCAUCAGGAAGACACGGUGGCAAGGACAAGUGGGGAGAACUUUCAGCGAGUGAAGACGAGAAGAUGAUCGGCACGGGCAUUGACCCUUUUCCCGAUCUCCUGGCCCAUUCCGAUAACAGCCCUGUUCGCCUCUCUUCAAGAAAGUCGGACGUUGCAAGUUCUGACCUUACGAGGUCCCUGGUCGAAGCCCGUAGUCCACUCACGAUAGAACGGCUCAACGAUGCGGCGUCAACGGGCAAUGAACGUGGCAGUAGCAAGCACAGACGUUCACGGAGAGACGACAUCAUGACACGGUCGGUGCCCGAGUUUCGUUCCGAUGGCUCACCUGUUCUCCAUGGCUAUGGGAGGUCUUCUCCACGUGCCAUUCCCAUACGGAAAGUGGCAUCCAAGAGAAGAGAAGCUGCUGCAGCCGCAGCAGUUGUCGCUCCCACAGUCGAUCAAGUUGUGGCUGCUUCUAAGGUCCUGGAGAAUGGGUUGGCUGUCUCCAACGGCACUAGCAGGCUCCAGAAUCACCACAGGAGCCCCUCGGAUGGUGGACUCUACCGGAGCUCAAGCUUUCGGAACAUGGGCGUCCGCCCAGCCUACAUUUCUUCGCCCCCUGUCACGUCUUCUCCGAGGAAAACGCAGCGCUCCUCUUCCAUGACUUCUGCAUGCCCUCCAUACUCUCCAAGAAGUGUUCCCCAUCGCAACAUGGUUGCCAAGCCCAGUGGCACACCUUCCUUCCACCAGCAGACGACGCCUCCUCCGUCCGUGACACAUUGGAGCAACCUGAACAAUGUCAAUAACAAUGAGGAAAGUGAAGAUGCAGAAGUAGAUCGUCUGCUGUGCAAGCGUAGUCAACAGGUUGGUCUGGAACUUCUGGAGCGGGCAGCGGUCAAGAUACAGGCCCUUUGGAGAGGGUACAGCGUCAGGAGUAGGUCCGAAAAAGUGGUUAAAGUGUGCCAAGAAGCUCGACUAAGACGGCUUGAAGAGUGUGUGCUUAGCUUACAGGAAAGGGUGACCACGCUCAAUGACACUGUAGUGAAGCAACAGAAAGAACUGGACGAAGAAAGGAGAAACAGGACAUGUAACAAAGAUGCUCUCAACAAGCUCCUAAAAAAUAUGGACCAGCUGGAAAGCCAUAUCACGAGGGUCCUGCAACAGCAGAUGCUCAUUCAGCAGCAACUUGCUGAGAGGGCACAAAAAGUACAACCACCCAUAGAGUCUCUUCCGGAAGGCAGCAGUCCACGAUCUUCGACGUCCUCAGACACGACGAGCACUGUUGGGGCCACGUCCACAUCGUCUGGCGUGGCGUCCGAAAGCCCUGCAGCAGCACCCAGAAUGAACGACGAAGUGUCUCACGACACGGAACAGUCGACAAACACGCACGCCGCUAGCGUACGCGGAGCCACGGGGGGAGACCUGUCUGCAGACGACACGUCUUGCACCAGCCUGUCUGACGGCGACACCAAGUCCCUGGCCACAGAGACGCUGGACCAGAGUUGCGGGGACAACGCAGAGUCCAUUUGCCUUUCGGCGCUCAACGACAGGCUUGCAAGGUUGGAAGCCGUCGUAAUGAAGCUGGCUUUGCCCAAACCAGAGUUUCUCCUCGGCAGCGCGUUUCAGCCACCACCGUAGCCGCAGCCUGCUUAUCCGUACUGCGUCCUUUUUUCUAUCCUUAUUUCGAAAGCUGUCCAAAGAUCUGCUGCAGAGAAGUUUUGCACACGCAAGAUUCCCUGUUGCUGGCAUGGGUUACACUAUGGCAUAUGUGUGUGAGCUUGUGCAGUGACUACCUCCACAUUUUCACAAGAGUUUGCAAUUUUUGUUACAUGUUGCAUGUGCAGAUUGCUUCUUCUGGGAUAUAUUUCACAGGAGGCGAUUGGCCCCCUGGAGUGCCAAUCAGACGUCAGAAUUGCUGGUCUUAGGGGCAGAACUGGAUCGUGUUCUCACUGGGGUACAUAGUACAGGCAGUCCCGAUUAAGUAACCUGCACUGCAGUAUGCCUGAAACCUAUGCCUGAAGGUAGAGCCUGAAGUUUUCGGGAAUUUUUUUUUUCUAAAUUCGGAGGGUAAAAAUUGGGUAAAUAAACAUGUGCACUAAAUUCAUGCGAAUUCGGGCGAAAAAACAUCCAGAAUGCUAAAUUCUGGGAGAAAUCGGGCUCAGUUACUCAAAGUAACUGUAGCGGUUUUGUACAAAUGGUGAUGUAACUGCAUUUGCUGCCAAACAAGUAAGUUAGUGCAUUCCCACAGACAUCUAAAGGGGCAACUUUCAAUUCGGGGAAGAAUCGGGUAAAACCCCAUAACUUCAGGUUCUGUGUAUAGGCAGUUGCUGGCAGUUCAAAGGCCAUUGGAGAUGGGUCUUCAAAAGUGUUUUCGAAGUACAGCAAAGUGUGUGAAACAGGGAGAUAAUCAUCUCAUCUGAAGAGAACUGCAUUUCCAAAUGAUGGGGCAAAGGGACACCUUGAGCACAUCAUCCAUCCGUAUUCAGAGUUCCCCCUUUCUGUGGAGCCUGCAGGUACUGCUUCAGCUGCCAGCAGGAGUUCUCACAGUGUCGCUACAUGUAUCUCAAAGGGGUGCUUCUGGGUACUGGGCAAAGGGUACUGUGUCUUACAGAGUGCAGAGCUUGCAUUGGUCAGCGUGCCACGAAUCUCCUCCUGGAGCUCUCGUAGACCGUGCGUGCGCUUCGAGAACGGUUCCCAUGACACAUUCACCCGAGCAGCACAGCAUCUUGACUCAAUGUUGGACCAAUACUGGCAAUAUUGGGCCGACAUUGCGAAUAUUGGGCCAAUAUUGAGCCAAGAUGUUGUGCUGCAUUGGGCAGCUCGUAAGGACCCCUUAGAGCACGACACUACUAAGGGAGGGCAUCGUGACGAAAACGCUGCCCUAAUGCUUACGCUUGUUGAGAUUGGUAAUGUCAGCACUAUCAAGUUGUAUCUCUCUCCCUGAAAUGGGGGACUUUUGCUUACAUUGUUGUUCUGGUACCUUCAUUGUCUGGGAAGGGGAGGGGUACUCUUUCUCUACAGCUCACAGCAUGGUGCAAUGAUAGCUUUAGCACUGCCAGCUGAAGGCGUGAAGAUGUGAGGCUUGCGUGUCUGCGGGAAAUGAAGGAAUCUGCUUUUCUGUUGUGUUUUAUACACACUGAGCAAAACAUAGCAGCUGCAUAUUUUGCACAUUACAUAAAAGCAAAGAAAUGGCUCAUGGACCAGAGUUCAGUUCUUCAGAGAGAGAGAGAGAGAGAGACAGAAAGGUCCAGUUUUGAUAAAGGUGUUUUUAGAAAAUGCUUAUUGUUUAUGUUCAGAAAGCUAGCAAUUAAAUAUGACGUCAUUUCAUGAACAAAGCUCGACAGAUUGUAAACUUUUACGGUAGUGCACAAAACUCAAAAGGUUUUCACCACUCAUACUCAUCGCAGUUUUAUUCUUCCUCAUAUUUAUUUCAGUUUGUUUGUUUGACAAGCAUGUGAAUUGUGGCGUAUUGUUUAAGUCUGUGAUAUGAAUAGAAUAUUUUAUUGUUUCUGCAAGCAUAUAAGUUUAUGUGAUGAUUCCAUAUGAUUUAUGAAAUGUUCUUAUGUGAGCUAGUACCAGAGAAUUUGUAAAGAUAGUGUAUGUGAAAUGUAAGUUUGUAAAAUGUAAAUUGUGCAUGAUAUGAACAAUGAUGGGCUGUGAAUAGGAGCUGUGACACAGCAUUGCUCAGAUUAAACGCAUUGUGAUGUCCCUUCACGUUUAUAUAGACUGGGAGUCACAAAAUCACGUUCAACCAGUUCAGAAUGAAGCCAGGGUUCGUACAGGUCCUGCAGUCCCUUAGUAGUCCCUGCAGUCCCUGCAGUCCCUCAGUAGUCCCUGCAGUCCCGUAGUAGUCUUUCAAACUUCAGCCCCAUUUUAUUGAUGGCGUGUACUGCUGCUGCUGUAAGAUUUCUUGUUCAUAAACAGCACUAAAACAGUGUUAAUUUUUCCUGUGAUCUAGCAAUAGAUAGGAAGUACAAGACUGACAGCACAUUUCCUAUUCUUGCAUAUUGAAUUAAUUCAAGUUGACACGUUACUUCCUCGGGCCACAUUCAAUUCCAACAGCCUAUUUUUUUUUAUAUAUGCAGCAGUCAGCAUGAACUACUCUGGUAUGUUCCCAUUACACCUGUUGUAAUAGCAUACCUACUACAGUAUGUAGCACAGUACAGUACAGUAUGUAGACUUUUCUGUGUUUUCAUUCAACUAUGGUUGGGGCUGCUUGCGAAAGGUCUCAAUUUUGGGGAAAUUUUGACUUUUUCAGAGAAGAACAUAAAAAAAAAAACUCAAAAUGUUUGCAGAAAUUGAGGGCUCUGGUAGGCACCUCCUAACUUUUGCCAAAUGAAAAAGUCGGAACCCUACUUAUAGCUAGUCUUUCUAUUCCGUUGCUUGGAAACUUGUAGCGGUACUCUUUGAAUUUCAAUUUCUAGACAGUCAAAUUAAUUGACAUAAUUGAAUUGCAUUUGUGUUUCUGUGUACGAACCCUGGCUAAACCCGAUUAUCGUUCGCUUGCUCACUCCCUCGAUGGUGCAUGGUGUGUCACAUGCUUUAACCAACCUAUGGGGGUCACAGGAUCUGUGAUGUCAUCACGAGGUCAUUUAGGAUCGUGGCACAACGUAAUACGUCCCCAAAACACACGUCACAGCCCGUUUAACAAAAGCAGCUCGAAACGGACUCCCUCCUAAGCAGAAAGCUAGAGUUUUAAAUGCAUUGCUUUCUGAACAGCACUGUCUUGCAUCUUUGGUGCUUUAGCGCUGGAAAGCUUUGUGCGUCCAUGGCGGUGAACAAAACUUAUCCGUAGCAAUGUAAAACGAGUCAUGUGUGGUCGUACUGUUUGUUUCUAGCGUAGAGUCAUUAUCGAGAUGUGUAAAUAUAGAUUCUCAUGUUG
Ornithodoros turicata is the source of this 5887-nucleotide messenger RNA. RefSeq names its product centrosomal protein of 97 kDa-like (gene Cep97). The transcript is spliced from 19 exons. The record is from RefSeq and is a predicted model, not a curated record. Bases 1 to 2643 code for a protein of 880 amino acids. Lineage: Eukaryota; Metazoa; Arthropoda; Arachnida; Ixodida; Argasidae. Gene Ontology annotation, molecular function: protein binding.